AUGGCUGAUCAAGAUGAUGAUGUAGCACAAGUAUUGGAGGAGGAGGAAGAGGAACAAGCGGGAGAGGAAAUUGAAGAAAAUGAAUAUGAAGGAGACGAUGAACAUGUCGAAACAAAUGACGAACAAGAAGAAACCGAAGAAAAUAAUGUAGAAGGGGAAAAAUGUAGCGAGGACGAGAUGUACAUCGACGAUCUAUGCGAAAGCGAUGACGAAAAAGAUGAAAAACACGCUUUAAGCGACGAAUUAUUUAGUAAAGUACUUAGUGAUUUAAUACAAUUAAAAUCGCGUGACGAUAAGAGAAAAAAAUCACAUCUUAUUCCGAGUGUAAACAAAUUUUUAAACACGAACAUUACAAAACGUUCGAUUACUAAAGAUGUCAAAAAAAAUAUGCUCAAUCUUUGUCAACAUAUACAUCGGGGAAAAAUACCUGUGACUAUAUCAGUUGAUAGUAAACGUUUUCUUGGGCAUUUGUUAGAUAAACGUACGCCCAAAGAAGACGUUAACGUUGCAUUGAGCGAGAAUUUGAUAGUUCAUUCGAUAUUACGCGAAGCUAUCGAUCUAAUAGGUAAAAAAUGAGCGAUAGUGUAAGAAAAUUGACGUUGGUAGACUCAGAACGUUUUAAUAAGCUUAUAUCCACAUUGCAACAAACUUUAGAACGUAAAAAUAUCAUAGAACAAGCAACCGCUCCUAAUGAGGAAGAGGAUUAUGUACGAAGUCACGAUGAUGUAAUGAAAAGUGUAAAAAAUAAAGAUGAUUUAGCAGGCAUGAAAAUUGUGAAUUUUUUAAAUAAAAGGGAUAAGCUAAAGGGUGCUCAAAAAGCAACAGGGCAACUUCCUAAAGCCCCUGACGCGCCAAACCCCGCCAGUGCUACACCCGGUCAACGUCGUGCUCAACGUCCCGGCACUACAGUGGAUGCUGCACACGAAAAAAUUAUGGAGAUUUUUAAACAAGAGGGUGUGUCGCGAGGGGGUAGUGGAAAUGUUAUGCACAAGGGUACACGUCAUAAUAUACCUUAUACAGAUCUAGUUUACGAUUUAACACACAAUACAACAGAAAAAACAGCCAAUUUGACAUCAGUAGAAUCUCAACGAGCUAUGCAAUUGUUAAAAAAAAUUAAAAUGCCCGCCUCACACAUUCGUAGUACACGUCUUCGGGCACAGUAUAUAAAAAUGCUUAAAAAAACGCGAAUUGCCCGAAACACCUACAACAAGCAGCGGCGAGGAGACUUCUUUUGCAUCAACACCUUUUGGUCGACCCCCACCAUCGAGAAUACCACGACCCCUACAACAACGUCGCACAGCACCGACACCCUAUAUUCGUCGAGCACGUAG
Messenger RNA from Paramuricea clavata, 1331 nucleotides. Lineage: Eukaryota; Metazoa; Cnidaria; Anthozoa; Malacalcyonacea; Plexauridae. The record is from the annotation of a GenBank genome assembly.